Molecule: messenger RNA, 988 nt
Organism: Papilio polytes (common Mormon)
Lineage: Eukaryota; Metazoa; Arthropoda; Insecta; Lepidoptera; Papilionidae
Product: venom allergen 5-like
Exons: 6
Coding region: 34-678 (214 amino acids)
Cellular component (GO): extracellular region
Source: RefSeq, a predicted model, not a curated record
UACUCGUACGCGUUCGAACUGCACACUUCAAACAUGCAUUCGAAAAUAAUAUUUAUUUUCGCAUUAUGUGGAUUCGUUCAUUCAAAAUUGAUAAAUCUAUCCUGCAAUCAAAUUCGCGAUAUUGUCGAUGGUCAUAACGCUCGCAGGCAACAGCUGGCGCAAGGAGUGGUGCCCGGACAUCCCGCGGCCUCGGAUAUGAAGUAUAUGGUUUGGGAUGAAGAAUUAGCUGCAAAAGCGAGGAAAUGGGCUUCAAGGAAUGAAUUUAAUCAUAACCCGGACAAAACUAUCGGUUCCGGUAGAUUCAAAACAGGUGAAAAUCUUUACUCCUUCGGCAGUACCUCUCCUGGUGCCAAAAUAAAUAUAGAUAAAAGUCUUAGUGCGUGGUUUGAUGAAUACAAAGACUACACAUACGGUCCGUUGACGAGAAACCUCUUUGAUGGUUCAUCAGAUGUUCAAAUUGGUCAUUACACGCAGAUGGCGUGGGCUGAUACUACGUACGUUGGAUGCGGAUUAUCACAAUAUUGGGAGCGUGGUAUGAAAACAUUCCUCCUUGUUUGCAAUUACGGACCAGGAGGUAACAUCUUAGGGCAGACGCCGUAUACAGAAUCUGAUGAGGGCGGGAAUAGCCUUCAGUGCAGCAUUGGUGACUGCAGUGCCCCCUACGGGGACAAAUGUUGAGAUCGCAACUUAUAAAAUAUUCUGUCACAAUUUUUUCCCAUUUCAGUAAAAUAUUUUUUGACGAAAAUAUUUUUUACUUCUAUUAGAUCGAAAACUUGUCUAAGACUAUAGAUAAAUGCAAAAUUAAUUAUUGAAAUGUAUUGAUAUUAAUUGGCAAGCUUUUUGAUGACAUUUCUGUUUCACUGGGACAAAUUUCGACGAUAUUAAUUAUACAUAUAAUUAAUCUAAUGAUUGUUUGAUAUUCGAUCGCAAGUGGGGAGUGAAUUUAUUUUUUUUAUUGUACAAUUCUUGUAAGUAAAGUGAAUGUAUU